Messenger RNA from Neoarthrinium moseri, 1065 nucleotides. RefSeq lists its product as uncharacterized. Gene Ontology annotation, molecular function: deoxyhypusine synthase activity. Gene Ontology annotation, biological process: peptidyl-hypusine biosynthetic process. Lineage: Eukaryota; Fungi; Ascomycota; Sordariomycetes; Amphisphaeriales; Apiosporaceae. Bases 1 to 1065 code for a protein of 354 amino acids. The transcript is spliced from 2 exons. Gene Ontology annotation, cellular component: cytoplasm. The record is from RefSeq and is a predicted model, not a curated record.
AUGACAUCGGAAAACUCUAAUCUGCCGCCUGCGGCAGCGACGGACGCUGUCCUUGUCCCCUCGGACGAGCUACCCAAGGACGCUCAAAAGGUCGAGGAAAUCGACUUCAAUGAGUUCAAGGGGAGGCCCAUUACGGUGGAUGAUAUGUUCCAGAACAUGCGGCACAUGGGCUUUCAGGCAAGUUCGAUGAGCGAGGCAGUGCGGAUCAUCAACAACAUGCGUGCAUGGAGGGAUCCGGAGACCGGGGACAAGACAACCAUUUUUCUUGGCUAUACAUCCAACAUGAUCUCCUCUGGAAUGCGCGGCGUUUUCCGGUACCUGGUCGAACAUAAGCACGUCGACUGCAUAGUCACGACCGCUGGUGGUAUUGAAGAGGACUUUAUCAAGUGUCUCGGUGAUACGUACAUGUCCUCCUUCAGUGCGCCAGGCGCUGAAAUGCGAUCGAAGGGCCUGAACCGCAUAGGGAACCUCAUGGUUCCGAAUGCGAACUAUUGUGCUUUUGAGGACUGGGUUAUGCCGAUUUUGGACCAAAUGCUGGAGGAACAAGAGGCAUCGAAAGGGACGGAGGAGGAAGUCAACUGGACGCCGUCCAAGGUAAUUCACCGCCUUGGAAAGGAGAUCAACAACGAGAAGUCGGUCUACUAUUGGGCCUACAAGAACAACAUCCCCGUUUUCUGCCCAGCAUUGACAGACGGUAGUCUUGGCGAUAUGCUCUACUUCCACACAUACAAGGCGUCGCCGAAGCAAUUCAAGAUCGAUCUCGUGGAGGAUAUCCGCCGUAUCAACACCAUUGCGGUCAGAGCGAAGCGGUCGGGCAUGAUAAUAUUGGGCGGCGGAGUCGUCAAGCACCACAUUGCGAAUGCAAAUCUGAUGCGGAAUGGAGCCGAGUAUGCUGUCUACAUCAACACGGCGAACGAGUUCGACGGCAGCGACGCAGGCGCAAGGCCGGACGAAGCCAUUUCCUGGGGAAAGAUCAAGGUUGGCGCAGAACAUGUCAAGGUUUACCUUGAGGCUUCUGCAUGCUUCCCGUUCAUCGUUGCCAGCACAUUUGCCAAGGAUGCAUAG